GAAUCGCCCACAAGAAAUACCGACUUGACGGAUGCCAAUUCGUCGCUGACCAAUAGUCCUGGUGGAUUUUUGAACAGUUCAGCGCUACAUCAUACCACACCCGCCCAAAUGGAGCAGUUACUUAGUAGUAAACUGCAAGCAGAAAACCUGCUGUUGCGAAUGGCCCGUCUUCAGGAACCCAUCUGUGAUUUAGUGCCACGUGAAAAUGGUGUCUUUGCCAAACAACAUCUGCGACGUGGUACCCGUUUUGGACCAUUUGCCAUGAGCGAACCAACGGACAAAACGAAUGCAUGGGAUCUUUUAAAUAUGCCCCAUAUACGUAGUUUAUUGCAACCCUCACCUGAAGUGAAAAAUUUAUUAAAGAAAAUUCGCACUGUUACCUCUGUGGAUAAUGAAAAGGAGGCUAAUUUAACAAAUUUUUGUAUAGCAGGAUGUUUAUGGUAUGAAACAAAUCGUGAUAUUGCAGCUGGUGAAGAAAUGAUUGUUGAUGGUUGGCCCAUAACACCAUAUGAUCACAAUGAUUCCUUAAUGAAUGGAGAGGCUCAUACCGGCUCAUCAAUACACAGCAGUGAAGAUCGCAGUGAAAGAGAUAAUGUUUCAUUUUAUGGUUCAAAUUUAAAUCACGACGACGAAUACCGAGAUAACAAAGACAAAUCAUCGGACAAUCUAGAUCCUGCAUUAAGUGAUGAUGAAAAUGGUUUUGAUAUACGCUGUGAAGUUUGCGAUAAAACAUUUGGAGAUAUAGAUCGACUUGAUGAUCAUUUAGUGGCUCUCCAUCAUUUUCGCAAAGACGAAUUUCUGUGUGAAUUGUGUUCGAAACGUUUCUGCCAUCGUCCUGUAUUGCUGAAACAUCGUGCAUUGGUCCACAACGAAAUAAGGAAAUAUCCUUGUGAAAAUUGUACCAAGGUAUUUUGUGAUCCAUCGAAUCUACAGCGUCAUAUUCGUACCCACCACAUUGGUGCCAGAAGUCACGCUUGUCCCGAGUGCGGUAAAACAUUUGCUACUUCAUCUGGCCUAAAGCAGCACACGCACAUUCACUCCUCCAUCAAACCGUUCCAGUGUGAGGUGUGCUUCAAAGCAUAUACGCAGUUCUCGAAUUUGUGUCGGCACAAACGGAUGCACGCCGACUGUCGCAUGCAAAUCAAGUGCAACAAGUGUGGACAGAGCUUCAGCACCGUUACCUCAUUAUCGAAACACAAGCGUUUUUGUGAUUCCACCAACGUACCACCUGCAGGAGUCGGAUUGCCACCUACUCUACCUCAUCCAGCAGCGUUGCAUCAUCAAUCGCAGGCGCAAUCAUCGUCAGCAACACAAGCGCGAUCUAGCGGCACAGCAAGCGGCAUUAACGGAGUAUCGCAAUUUGCCAACAAUAUGGCAACACCACCAAAUCCCUUCUCGCUCUUCAUGCGCUCCCCCUAUUUCCCACCAUUCCCCCCAACCAUGGCCUUUGGUUUACAAAAUAUGUUCCCUCAGGCCCCGGCGGUACCAACACCCACCUACCCCCUAAUGUUUACCAAACCAAAUGUGGAUCUAAGACUGCAGCAACAACAACAACAGCAACUGCGCUCUCCAGUCUCACAUCAACAACAAGCGGGUGGACAUUUGAAACACAAUUCCAUGUCACCCAAAGAACAAAUGGCCGCUGUUCACGAGGCUUUCGGAUUGUCUUUGGGCAAACAGACGGAAAGAGAGGAUAACAAGCCAUCGCGUAAUUCCUCAGUAGAGCGGUCACCAUCGUCGUUAGGUGCCAGCCAAACAAAGGCCUUUAAAAAGGAGUCUCAACAUUAUACCUCCGAUGAAGAAUCCAAUUCUGUGGUAGAAUUAAAAACUGAACCCAAGGAUGAAGAAGAGGAUGGUGAGAAAGAUAAUGGAAAUACCAAGAACGGUAGCGAUGACGAGGAAGAGGAAAAUGUUUCCAGACAUAAUGAUGAAGAUAAGAAAUCCAUUGACAUUGUCUCCGUCUCACCUCGUCAUGAACAGGAACCAAACAACAAACCAACUGCUGCCACCGAACUACCUUUGGAUUUAAGUCUGUCGCGCAAACGCAUUUCAACUGACUCCCGUGAUAGCCACGAGGAGAGCAGUCAGAAAUCAAUGACCCUGCAGCAACGCAGCUCUCGCGAUCGCAGCCCCAUUGCCAAUGAAGAGCUAAGCAAUGCUGAAAGUUAUGAACCACCCAAAAAGAAAUCCUCUUUCAAAACUGCCUUCAGCAUUAGUAGCAGAACACCAACAGCCUCACCGGGACCCACACCGUCACCAUCACCACCCACCACAAAUGGCAACGUCGCAGGUGGCAUCAACGAGACAGGCGCCAACACCAAUAUGCCACCCUCUUGCCCACGACCCAUCCAUCCCAUGCUCUUGGACGAACUCUAUCGCACACACGCAUUGGAAUCAGCCUUUCAACGUCCGUUCCCUUUUUUAGGACUAAUGGGCGAGCGGCCGGCCUUUGAUGCCAAUGCGUUGCGCGCUAGAGGAGAGUCGUUUCCGCCCGAACCCAUCUUUCGUGAAGCCCUAAGAGGUCUAUCAUCGGGUGUUAUGGCUGCCGCCGCCCAUCAAUCUGGAAAACUUAAGGAUCGUUAUACGUGCAAGUUCUGUGGCAAGGUAUUCCCACGCUCGGCAAAUUUGACACGCCACUUGAGGACGCACACCGGAGAACAACCCUACACAUGUAAAUAUUGUGAUCGCGCAUUUAGCAUUUCGUCGAACUUACAGAGGCAUGUCCGGAAUAUCCACAACAAGGAAAGGCCAUUCCGUUGUCAUUUGUGUGAUCGGUGCUUUGGCCAGCAGACGAAUUUGGAUCGUCAUCUGAAGAAACACGAGGCAGAAUCCACCGGACUGGCCAUUAGUGAUUCGCCGUCCUCAAAUGAGGCUGAUCGUGAUGAUUCGUAUUUUGAUGAAAUUCGCAGUUUUAUGGAUCGUGUCACAUACAACGAAGAUCUGUACACCCCAACAAGUAUGGGUAAUGGUGAAAAUGAUACCGACUACAAUGGCAGUGAUGGAGAAAAUGAACUCUCCGUGUCAAGGCCUUCAUCUGUCGAUGAGCUAAAUGUAGAAAAUAGUAAAAUAAUUGCCGGAGGACAGAGUGAAUCUGUAACAACUACCGAAGAUGAUCAGUAA
Musca vetustissima is the source of this 3120-nucleotide messenger RNA. RefSeq names its product transcription factor hamlet. Bases 109 to 3120 code for a protein of 1003 amino acids. Gene Ontology annotation, cellular component: nucleus. NCBI's taxonomy places the organism in Eukaryota, Metazoa, Arthropoda, Insecta, Diptera, Muscidae. The transcript is spliced from 7 exons. The record is from RefSeq and is a predicted model, not a curated record.